Molecule: messenger RNA, 688 nt
Organism: Mycena citricolor
Lineage: Eukaryota; Fungi; Basidiomycota; Agaricomycetes; Agaricales; Mycenaceae
Source: the annotation of a GenBank genome assembly
AUGUUCGACGCUGAAUACUCGGGAUCUAGGAUAAAUCGAGGCGCUCAUCCGCAGCACCGGCGCUUGCAUGUAUGUACUCUAGAUCCGAGUGGUGUUCAGCUGCUGCGCACGACUGCGGUUCCCGUCUCCCGUGUGUAUACUAGCAAGAUUCUCCAACAUGUCCCUUCUGCGCACCGGCAAGAUGUUCCACUCUGCCUGCAUCUGGACUCGACCUCACACUGGCAUCUGGCCACUUUUCAGUUGCUGUCGGGGUUGAGACUCGAGUUCGACCGGAGAACAAUCGGACCGGUACCGCCCACACAUGCCCACAGUGCAACAAAGGUCGAAAGCUCAACUAAUUGUGCUUGCCUAUUCUCUGAUUCUGACGCGCGCGCACCUCCAGCUUCCGUUUUCUCGAGCACGAGCACGAAAGAGGUCGUCCUACUGUUCGUGUCCGUGGCAUCCUGGAAGGGGGACUCCGUAUGGCUUUGCACCACCAGGGGAUGUGGGUGGUCCGCAUCAAUUGACGAGGAUCCCUCGACCUGGGAGCCCGGCGUGGGAGACUUGAUGAAAUAAGCUUGUGAAUGACUACCCGGUCGCGUUGUUAGUGGAUAAUACUGGAUGAGACGGUGAGGUCAAGGAUCAAUGUAUUUGGUUAAUGUGCAAACACUUGUAUCUAGUAUCAAAAGCUACAAAAAGUACAUGCUCC